ACAAGAAGAGAAGGCUAUGUAUGAUCGUCCACUGUAUCAACAAUGUUGACUUUUGUUUUGUCCCGUUCUGUUUGUAAUAUAGAAAUAAAUACUAUGGCCCGUUAAUCAUUUUAUAGCACGAUGAAUUGUUUUACAACAAAAAAAACUGUAUUUACGUCACUUGCGGAUAAAUAGAAAAUUGAUGACGACAUCAGCGGCCGAUAAAAUGAAACGUACAUAUUCGUUUUGUUUUGUUUCGUUGUGUGGACUGUGGGUUAUAUUUACCAGUGACAGAGUGCAGUACGUGUAUAGUUGACCUAUACGGCGGCAGUUGCAAGUGUAUGUUCACCUCGUCGUUGAAACCACAACAGUGAGUAUCUCUCGCAAUUAAUACUCGAUUAACUUCUUUUAUCGCCGAACAUUAGAAGUUCGUAGCACUAUAUUAGGCGACUAUCCAGGUGAGUGAACGCAUUUUCCCACUAUGUUUACCAAGUUGGUGAAAACUAUCCACAAGGUGCUUCUCGAUGACGGCUUCCAUCUAGUUGGAACAUCGGCGGACAGCAAAGCCACCGAUGACAUUCUCACCUCACUGCCGAGUGAUUGGGAUUCAAGCGAUGAUGUGUGGGUUCUUGCGUACAGGGCACCGAACGAACAGAAGAAGAGUCUUGCUGUGUUGAAAGCCCUGAAGGUGGGAGAGACGUUGGAGGUGCAUAUGAGCACUGGGGAUACGGAUGAGAACGGUCUGAGCUGCGAAUUGGUAUUGAAAGAGUUCGUCGAUGAGGAUGGGGAGCUGGACGUAAUUGCUGUUCGAAGGAGGGUUGUGGACAAACUAACAAAUCCGUUCAAGGAGGGGAAUACAUCAAGCAAAACACAAUCAGAUACUAAGAAGGAUAACAAAAAUAGCAGACCGUCGGAAAGAAAACCUCCUGUGGACCUGCGCGACUAUUCGCGCGGUGGUCAGCGCAUGGGUGGGCAUCCCGCUGGGUUUGGCUACGGUUCAAAUGACUUGAACCCACAGUUCGGUGCCUUUGGGGGGCCUGCGGGUAUGGGUGGCCUGGGAGGCAUGGGUGGUAUGGGUGGUAUGAGUGGUGUGGGUGGCGGUGGGAUGAUGUUUGACCCACGUGGUCUGGAGGGAAUGCGAGGUGGGCCCCCUUCCAGAGGUCCUAUGCCAGGUACUAUACCACCGGGAGCACGCUACGACCCCAUUGGCCCAGGCGAUACAUAUCGCCCGAGAGGGAACAAUCCAGACUGGGACGUGGCCUCGGCAGAGCCUGAUCCAGACGAGUUACCGCCACCAGGCUACAAUAAUAUGUUUAUGUAGAUGAUGGUAACGCUCCGCUUUUGGCUUGGAACUUCGUGAGCUUCAUAAUUAUAGUUGUGAGUAUACAUCCAUGAACAAGCGCGCAAGUAUGAGUCGGUGUUCUCCAAUACUUUUCUGGUCUUCUGGUCGAGUACUCAGAAAUGUAGCUAUUGCCGGAGAAGAGAUACUAGGAAUUUUUGUACCAUGAAUUUACGAAAUUAACGGGGGGUGACCCCUCAGGUAUAUCAUAACUAUCUACGCAACGGAAAUAUAAAAUAGUCAAAUUCAGUACAAAUUAAAGUCACAACGUCCCUACAGGGAUUCAUAAAUAUCACCUAUGCCACUACUUUCAAGCUGAGAAUCCCAAUACAAUCCUGGGCGUGAGCAGUACGGUAAGGGGUAAACGCCUUUGGAGUCGCGAAUACACGUCUAUUGUUAUUGUGUUUAAUUAUUCUGG
Sphaeroforma arctica JP610 is the source of this 1736-nucleotide messenger RNA. RefSeq lists its product as hypothetical. Gene Ontology annotation, molecular function: endopeptidase inhibitor activity; proteasome binding. Lineage: Eukaryota; Ichthyosporea; Ichthyophonida. The transcript is spliced from 8 exons. The coding region runs from base 461 to 1300 and encodes 279 amino acids. The record is from RefSeq and is a predicted model, not a curated record. Gene Ontology annotation, biological process: proteasome-mediated ubiquitin-dependent protein catabolic process.